Molecule: messenger RNA, 713 nt
Organism: Chelonus insularis
Lineage: Eukaryota; Metazoa; Arthropoda; Insecta; Hymenoptera; Braconidae
Product: transcription elongation factor 1 homolog
Exons: 3
Coding region: 191-439 (82 amino acids)
Biological process (GO): transcription elongation by RNA polymerase II
Cellular component (GO): transcription elongation factor complex
Molecular function (GO): RNA polymerase II complex binding
Source: RefSeq, a predicted model, not a curated record
UUGUGACUGUACAACGUCGGCAUCUUUCAUUCAUAGCCAUAUUGUUUGCGGUGGCAGCCAUUAAAGUAUAGUGCUUGAUAAACUGUUAAAAUAUCGAUAAAUACAUGGUUUUUUUUUGUUUAUUUGUGUAAAAAUAUUGACAUAGGACUAUUAUUGAUAUUUACUGAUAUUUAUUUAGAAUUAAAAGAAGAUGGGUCGCAAAAAGAGUAAAAGACAAGCACCAGUUAAACGAAAAGCAAUAGAACCACUUGAAACACAAUUUACAUGUCCAUUUUGCAAUCAUGAAAAAUCUUGUGAAGUCAAAAUGGAGAAAGUAAGGAAAACAGCUAAAAUCAGCUGUCGUAUUUGUUCAGAAGAGUAUCAAACUACAGUGAACGUUUUAUCUGAUCCAUUAGAUGUAUAUAAUGACUGGAUUGAUGCAUGUGAUGCUGCCAACUAAUAAUUAAAUACUUAUCAAAUAAUGAUGAACAAGUGAUAUUUGAUUCAUGAUAUUAAGACAAUAAGAUAUUAUUCGGCCUAUUAUAAGAUAUUUCAAUCAUACUCUACUCUUAAGCGAUUAAACAAUCACAAAUGACUACAAAAUAUAGAGGAAAUAUAUAUUUAAAUUAUUUAACAAAUAAAUAAUUCAUAAUACGUACGAGCGACAACUGGGAGUAUUAUGUCGUUACUAAUUGGUGUAAAAUAUCGAAAUAAAUAUAAAAAUUAAUUUUUAA